GUAACUUGUAAUUCAUCUUAAAAGAAAAUGAUGAAAUUACGAGCAGCUUCCUCUUGCAUCCUCUCCUGCCUCCUUGUCCUGUUCUUGAGUUCAGUUUCAGCAGUCUCGGAUGAUUCUCAAGAUAGACAGGUGUAUGUAGUUUACAUGGGUUCACUUCCUUCUCGAGCGGACUACACACCAAUGUCCGAUCACAUGAGUAUUCUUCAAGAGAUCACUGGAGAAAGUUCGAUCGAAGGUCGUUUGGUGAGAAGUUACAAGAGGAGUUUCAACGGUUUUGCUGCUCGACUCACUGAGUCAGAACGAGACCGAAUAGUCGAAAUGGAGGGAGUUGUGUCUGUGUUCCCGAGCAAGAAGUUACAACUCCACACGACUGCGUCUUGGGACUUUAUAGGUUUAAAGGAAGGAGAUAGGACGAAGAGGAACCAUACCGUGGAAAGUGAUACCAUUAUCGGAGUCAUCGACAGUGGGAUCACGCCGGAAUCUCAGAGCUUUUCCGACAAAGGCUUUGGUCCUCCUCCAAUGAAAUGGAAAGGUGUUUGUUCCGGCGGCGAAAACUUCACCUGCAACAAUAAGUUGAUUGGGGCAAGAGACUAUACAAGCGAAGGUACUAGGGACACUGAAGGGCAUGGUACACACACGGCGUCCACUGCGGCUGGAAACGCAGUCGCAGACACAAGCUUCUUUGGACUAGGCAAUGGAACUGUAAGAGGAGGUGUUCCGGCCUCUAGAAUAGCCGCUUACAAAGUCUGUGACCAAGCAGGAUGUAGCUCGGAGGCUCUCUUGUCUGCGUUCGAUGACGCUAUUGCUGAUGGUGUGGACCUCAUCACCAUCUCUAUCGGAGAUAAAAGUGCACAAAACUUCGAAAAUGACCCGAUCGCCAUCGGCUCUUUCCACGCUAUGACCAAAGGGAUACUCACUGUUGUAUCUGCUGGUAACAGCGGUCCGAAAGAUAGCACGGUCUCGGCCGUAGGGCCGUGGAUGUUAACUGUUGCAGCCAGCACCACGAACCGUGGGUUUUUCACCAAAGUUGUACUCGGAAACGGCAAGAUACUUGUCGGUAAAUCAGUGAAUGCUUUCGAUAUGAAAGGAAUGAAGUAUCCAUUGGUGUACGGGAAAGCUGCUGCAUUGUCUACUUGCGAUGCGGAAACCGCAGAGCUUUGUUAUCCAGAUUGUUUAAAUAGAUCAUUUGUGAAGGGAAAGAUCUUAGUGUGUGGUAGUCCCCGUGGUUUGAAAAUAGCUGAAUCACUUGGAGCUGUUGCACUCAUUUUCAACAGCUCUAAACCAGACGUUGCCUUUAUUCAUCCUUUACCUGCUUCUGGUUUAUCAAAAACAGAGUUUGGAUCUCUACUCUCUUACAUUGAGUCCGCAGAUUCUCCACGAGCGGCUGUUCUAAAAACCGAAGCAAUCUACAAUCAGACAUCUCCUGUUGUUAGCUCCUUCUCUUCUCGCGGUCCAAACACCAUCGCUUUUGAUAUUCUCAAGCCGGAUAUAACAGCACCAGGAGUGGAGAUCCUCGCUGCAUAUUCACCUUAUGGUGAACUGUCUGAAUAUGACACUAGACAUGUUAAGUACUCUGUUCUCUCUGGAACGUCCAUGUCUUGUCCGCACGUUGCAGGUGUGGCUGCGUAUGUCAAAACGUUUUACCCUAAAUGGUCUCCUUCCAUGAUUCAAUCUGCCAUCAUGACAACAGCUUGGCCUGUAAAUGCUACUGGAACUGGCAUCGCAUCGACCGAGUUUGCUUAUGGGUCUGGACAUGUUGACCCUAUAGCUGCUUUAAAUCCUGGACUUGUCUAUGAGUUGGACAAAGCAGACCACAUCGCGUUUCUCUGCGGCUUGAACUACACUUCAGAUGUUCUUAAGAUCAUCUCCGGUGAAACUGUCACUUGUUCCGAAGAAAAAAAAAUCUUACCAAGAAACCUCAACUAUCCUUCAAUGUCAGCUGGAGUGUUACGAUAUAAUAACUCCUUCACCGUAACUUUCAACAGAACCGUCACCAAUGUUGGUACACCGAACUCGACAUACAAAUCAAAGGUAGUCCCCGGUCACGGAUCUAAGCUCAGCGUCACGGUCACGCCUAGUGUUCUGUCUUUUGAGACAGUCAACGAGAAGAAAUCGUUCAAGGUAACUGUUACAGGCAGGGAUCUCAGUUCAGAACUGCCUUCGUCUGCAAAUCUAAUCUGGUCUGAUGGCACUCAUAACGUCAGAAGUCCCAUUGUUGUUUAUACUGAUGGUUACUAAUGAAGCAUAAUCAGUUCCCCAUCGUCAUCCAAAAUAAAUCUU
Eutrema salsugineum is the source of this 2280-nucleotide messenger RNA. Its product is annotated as subtilisin-like protease SBT4.13. The transcript has 10 exons. NCBI's taxonomy places the organism in Eukaryota, Viridiplantae, Streptophyta, Magnoliopsida, Brassicales, Brassicaceae. Gene Ontology annotation, biological process: proteolysis. The coding region runs from base 28 to 2238 and encodes 736 amino acids. The record is from RefSeq and is a predicted model, not a curated record. Gene Ontology annotation, molecular function: serine-type endopeptidase activity.